CUCAUGCAGCAUAACCUGCUCAUAUCCUAGCAAUUGUUUCAAGGGUUGGGACAGUUCAAAAAAUGAAAGGCAACGGCACCUACAGUUAUUUGGAGCCCCUGAUCUCGGAAGUGGAACACAUCUUCGUCAUUGAUGAUUUUGCGUCCCGGAUUGAAAGUGGCCUUUUCCACAAAGAGUCGCUCUUUUCCAGCGAAUUCGGAAAUAUUCAUCCGUCCGAUCCGAAGCUGACAAUGAUCUUUCAAAUGGAAGUCAAGUUUGAUCGAUUCGAGCUCUAUGAUGUCAAUGGAAAACUCUUGCAAAUCAACUGUCCGUUCAUUGCAGUGCGACUUCAUGCCAAGGGCCUCAAACAGGAUCGUUCGGUGGAGUUUCAACCCAAAGGGAAGUGUCAAUUCACCAUCCUCGACGACUUUGAACAUCCCAUCAAGGAGUCGGAAGACAAUCAAAUGCACUCAAGUGGGGUUCGGAGUUGGUAUGUGGAGAAAUUUCUGUGCUUGGACGAUCCGAGAACCUAUUUAUGCGAAAGCGGUGCCUUAGUUCUUCGCAGUCAUCUAACACUCAAUCUCGGAGAUCGAAUCCCAAAGCGAUCCUACAAACGAGAGGACCAGAGUCUGGAUGUGUCCAAGGCUCUAAGUCAGCGUUUAUCCAGAGAGUCCUAUCCGGACAUUUACCUUGUAAGCCAAGGCCUUCGGUUCCCCUGUCACAAGCACAUGUUGGCCUCUUGUUCCGAAGUGUUCGAGGCCAUGUUCUCCCAAGAAAACAGUUCUGAAGCGAUUUCCAACGAGGUCAAGAUCGAGGACAUCGACCCUGACACUCUUGAAAAAGUGCUCGAUUUUGUUUACAAGGACAAAGUGGUGGACUUUGAAGGCUUGGCCAUCAACCUCAUAUAUGCGGCCGAGAAAUACAACUUGGAAAACCUGAAGAUCUUGGCCGUUCAACGGGCCGUCCAACAAAUUAACGUGAUGAAUGUGAGCGAGGUCUUGAUCCUAGGGGAUCGAGUCCAAUCCAAUACCUUGAAAGAGGCUGCUAUGGAUUUCAUUCUACGAAACAUCCAAUCAGUGCGUUCAAGUGCAGGGUGGAAGGAGCUCACCCAAAAUUUCGGCAACUUGGUGGAUGAAGUCUUGGGUGAAUUACUUUGAGACUUGACAAAGGGCAAGAAGGGAACCCUACUUGACUUGAGACAAGUCUGUCUGGAACAGAUAAGACGACGCUCGUUACACUCCAUUUGCGACAGACGGCUUGAAACAACCGUUUCAUCUAUGAAGAUAUUAGGGAAUUCGCAUUGAAUGAUAUGGGCUCGAAACUGCGCUGAAACUGAGCUCAAUAAAACUUGGAGAGCUAGUUAAAGUUGAUAAA
This is a messenger RNA of Tigriopus californicus, 1353 nucleotides long. RefSeq names its product speckle-type POZ protein B-like. Gene Ontology annotation, molecular function: ubiquitin protein ligase binding. Gene Ontology annotation, biological process: proteasome-mediated ubiquitin-dependent protein catabolic process; regulation of proteolysis. Gene Ontology annotation, cellular component: nucleus; cytoplasm. NCBI's taxonomy places the organism in Eukaryota, Metazoa, Arthropoda, Copepoda, Harpacticoida, Harpacticidae. The record is from RefSeq and is a predicted model, not a curated record. The transcript has a single exon. The coding region runs from base 63 to 1136 and encodes 357 amino acids.